Messenger RNA from Impatiens glandulifera, 2026 nucleotides. Its product is annotated as pentatricopeptide repeat-containing protein At3g22670, mitochondrial-like. The coding region runs from base 282 to 1937 and encodes 551 amino acids. The record is from RefSeq and is a predicted model, not a curated record. Gene Ontology annotation, molecular function: protein binding. NCBI's taxonomy places the organism in Eukaryota, Viridiplantae, Streptophyta, Magnoliopsida, Ericales, Balsaminaceae. The transcript has a single exon.
UUGUCAGCGGUCGGCUACCCAAUUCUUUCCACUGUUCGUCCUUUCCCGUCGGCAUCGCCCAUUUCUAAGGUACGUACCUACGAUAUUCUCUUCUUCUUCCUCUUUCAGAAAUCAUCGAAAGAGCAGUCUUGAUCAAGGAAAUUUGAACUCUUCGAUAUUUUUCAGAAAUCAACUAAAGAACAUGUGAUCAAGUAAAUUUCCAACUCUUCGUUAGUCAAUCUGAGCAUAUGAUCAACUUUUUCAUUCAUUUAUCCCCAAUUUCUCAUUCCGCAGCUUAAAAAAUGCAAAUGCUCCCAAAAUUUAAGCUUCCCAAGUCCUUCUCCAAACAUUGCCUGAUAUAUUGUAAAGGGAACUCAAUUUCUUCGUCUCAUAGAGUAUGCAGUUUGUUUGCCUUUUCUUCUAGUACCACCACCAUCACUGAGCCUGAAUCACCUGAACUACCAAAUUGGAUUAAACUUGUGGAGAGGCCCGACGAUGAGUUCGUUCUUCCAAAACAUGGCUACGGGUUUGAUCCUGACACGUCUGGUAAGCUAUUCGGACAACAAAUCACCAACAACGAUAUCGAAAAGCUAAGUACAAUUCUGAAACAUCAAUUUUCAACCACAGAUGAAGUAGUGCAAGCUCUGAGUGGUUUUACCGUUUCUAUAUCAGAUGGUUUAUGUGAGCAAAUCUUGAAGAGAUUCAACAAUGACUGGAUUCGAGCUUUCGGGUUCUUCAAAUGGGUUAAGUCUCUCAAUGAUUUCACACAUUCGCCUAGCUUGUAUUGUCUUGUGAUUGAUUUAUUAGGGAAGGCAAAGAAAUUUGAUCUUAUGUGGGAAUUAUUGGAAGAAAUGAACCAAUUAGGGGGAGAGUAUGUUACAUUAGAGACUUUAGCUAAGGUGAUGAGAAGACUUGCUAAGGCACGUAGAUACAACGAUGCAAUAAUCGCUUUUAGGGAAAUGGACCGAUUUGGUUUGAUCAAGAAUGUUGAAGCAUUGAACCUUUUGAUGGAUGCAUUAGUGAAGGAAAAUAGUGUUGAGCAUGCUCAAGAAGCAUUCCUCGAGUUCAAAAACAGCAUUCUGUUAAAUUCUCAUACUUACAAUGUUUUGAUUCACGGCUGGUGCAAAGCUAGGAAGAUGGAGGAAGCUAAACUGGUUAUGAACGAGAUGGAAAGAGAUGGUUUUCAUCCCGAUUCGAUUUCCUACACUUGUUUCAUUGAAUCAUACUGCCGUGAGAAAGAUUUUCGAAAUGCUGAAAUGAUAUUGGAGGAAAUGCAACAAAAGGGUUGUUCUUGUUCUCCUAGUAUUGUGACUUACACAAUUCUUAUGCAUGCUUUUGGGAAAGCAAAGGAGAUAAAUAAGGCAUUGGAUAUUUAUGAGAAGAUGAAGAAUCAAACUGGUUGUGUUCCCGACUCUUCGUUCUACAACUCGUUAAUUUACAUUCUAAGUAAAGCUGGUAGACUUAAGGAUGCACGUGAAGUGUUCGACGAUAUGCCAAAACAGGGGGUUGCUCGUGAUGCCUUGACGUAUAAGACCAUGAUAACUGCUCUUUGCGAGCUCUCGCAAGAGGAGAAUGCUCUAAAAUUGCUACGAGAAAUGGAAGAUAUAUCGUGUAAGCCAGAUAUUGAAAUUUAUGCACCAAUACUAAAGAUGUGCUGCAAAAACGAAAGAAUAAAGACGAUUUCUUCUAUCGAGAUGCAUAUGCUUGAACACGAUGUUAGCCUCGAUUUAGGAACUUAUACUCUUUUGGUUCAAGAAUUGUGCAAAAGAGGUAAAUUUGAACAUGCGGUUGCAUACUUUGAGGAAAUGGUUGCGAAAGGGUUUGUACCUAGAGAUGCAACAUACAAAAUGCUGAUGAAGGAACUUGAUAAGAAGGGUGUGGUGAAAGAAAAACAACAAAUUGAAGAAAUUAUGUUGAGAUUAAGAUUGGAGAACGAUUCUUGCCCUUCUCCAUCCUGAUGUUGAUUAUCAUUGAUGACUAUUCUUUGAAGAUCGGACACUAUCCUUUUGCAUAUCAUCACGGAUCAAGGUUAGAUUUUUGAAUACAU